Molecule: messenger RNA, 1141 nt
Organism: Zea mays
Lineage: Eukaryota; Viridiplantae; Streptophyta; Magnoliopsida; Poales; Poaceae
Product: OVARIAN TUMOR DOMAIN-containing deubiquitinating enzyme 12
Exons: 8
Coding region: 403-873 (156 amino acids)
Biological process (GO): protein deubiquitination
Molecular function (GO): cysteine-type deubiquitinase activity
Source: RefSeq, a predicted model, not a curated record
GAUAUGACACAUAUGUUUCCAAGGGAAGGUGCCUCAUCUAGCUCAACCUCAAUGAGCAGCCAGAGGAGUGAAACUCAUGAUGAUAGGAUGAUUGCAAUGGUUCUCUCCGAAGAAUAUGCCAAGUUAGAUGGUGCUAUGGCCAAGCAUCUUAUUAAUUUAACAUCAAUUCCUGUAAGAUGCCUCAUGAAUUUUAGUUACUUGUAUUUUCCUCUGGCUUUUCCUUUUCUUCCCCGCAUAGAAGACUAUGUGUUUUGGGCACACACUGUCUUCCUUUCUGGUAUAGAUAAACUGAUUAAUGAAAGUUAAUAUCACUGGCUUCUUAUCUGAUAUUCAUUUUUAUUUGUACAUGUGUAGCAUGUUCCCCGUAUUAACACAUAGUUUCCAACAUAUAGUGAUGCCACUAUGGACCAUUAUCGCCUCCUUGAUAGGCUAAAUGCAUACGGCUUGUUUGAGGUGAGAGUAUCUGGUGAUGGAAAUUGUCAGUUUCGUGCAUUCUCAGACCAACUAUAUAGAUCACCUGAUUAUUACGAGCGUGUUCGAAAGGAGAUUGUAAAGCAGCUCAAGAAAUGUAACACCUUAUAUGAAGGUUAUGUUCCAAUGAAAUAUAAAAAAUAUUGCAAGAAAAUGAAGAAGUCUGGUGAAUGGGGUGACCAUGUCACGCUACAAGCAGCUGCUGACAAGUUUGCUGCAAAGAUAUGUCUCCUAACAUCAUUCAGAGAUACAUGUUUUGUUGAAAUUGUUCCGCAAUAUCAAGCUCCACAGAGAGAGAUUUGGCUGAGUUUCUGGUCUGAAAUUCACUAUAACUCACUGUACGAUGCUCGAGAUCUCCCAAGCAAAUACAAGCCUAUGAAGAAGCACUGGUUGUUGUUUUAAUAUCCAUGCGGGAGUUUGCUUCAUACUGGUGGAAUCAUAUUGUUUGACCCUUUCGACCACCGUUCGCCAAAUGAUGCACCGUACAACUAUAGCACGAUCCAGGCAUACAACAGUAGGUGUAGAGUUACAAUGCGGAACCUGAGCCUUGUGAAUAGAUAUUCUUAAUACAGGUUGACUGUAAUGCCCUAUCUUAUUUGUUCACCGUGUAUAUUCUUUAUUUAUACAGCUACAUGUUAGUUCUAUUCACCAGUUCAUUAUUCCCUUCGUU